AUGAAUUGCCCGUCUCGGACCGAUGAGACUCGGCUACACGAGGAGUGGAACCAGAGCCCCCGAGUUUUUUCUCCGGAUCUGACUACCCGCCAAGAUCUCAAUGGUAUUUCGAACAUUCGCGAAAACAAGGACGGCGAGAUCAGCCCCGGCCUUUUGCGGGGAAGUUCCAAUUGGAAGGGCAUUCUUCCGCAAGAAAAAGUUGUGGGGAGUCAUUUUGGCCCGGGGCGCGAGGCGUCCCUGACAAUGUCAGGACGCCUCGCUCCCCAGUAUGCUAACCUCGAUCUUGGCUACCAAGGAUCAAGAUCAAACAAUAAUGUUUUUCCAUCAUAUCAGGCUAUCAAGAGUUGGGCCUUGUGGCUACUCUCCGUGCUUUUUGUCUCAGCAAUUAUUUCCUUCGAUAAUCUGAAAGCUCAUUUCACUUCUAAACCAACAUUCGUCGUGGAUGUACCUGUCACACAGCAGUAUCCGGAGCCAGUUAAGCGAUCAAGCUGUGCCUCAGGGGGUGCCCGCGGUGCAUAUGACCUACCUUUGCACGUUGCAGCCCUCUUCAUCAUCCUCGGCACUUCAAGUAUUGCCUGUGCAUUUCCUAUUCUCGCAACUCGGUUCCCGCGAAUGCACAUUCCACCAGCUUUUCUUUUCUUCGUCACUCAUUUUGGAACCGGUGUCCUCAUCGCAACGGCAUUCGUGCACCUCCUCCCAACGGCGUUUACUUCUCUCGGAGACCCAUGUCUGUCCAAUUUCUGGACAAAUGACUACCCAGCCAUGCCAGGCGCGAUUGCCUUGGCUGGUAUCUUUUUUGUCACAAUAAUAGAAAUGGUAUUUAGUCCAGCUCAAAGCAUUUGUCGCGGAGGGAAUCACGCCGCAAUUACAAGACCCUCCUCUCCUGCAAUUGCGGCAGAGGGUUCAACUCCAGCCCUUGAAGUGCCUGAACAUCCUCGACACGUUAGGGCGCUGAGUUCAAACUCCGCUGGAAUGGACGGUCGAUCUCAUUUGCGAGAUUUGGGUCCGCUAAUUGGAAGAUCAUCGAGCAUUAGCCGAGCCAUCAGUCGCAUGGGAGAAGGCAAUGAAGAAGUAGCGGAGGUAGUUCGCGUUUCAUCUGCACCUGACGUUCAAACUCAUCAUGAGAAAGACAAUGGGACUAUCCAGGCAGAUGUGGAGAGUCAUGACGAUUCCAUCGCCUUAACCACCGAGCAGAAGCAGAGGAAGGAGACCCUGCAGGUCUAUCUUCUUGAAAUGGGCAUUCUCUUCCAUAGUGUAUUCAUUGGCAUGUCACUUAGUGUGUCUGUUGGGAAUGAAUUCGUGAUUCUACUAAUUGCUAUUGUUUUCCAUCAAACAUUCGAGGGUCUGGCACUAGGAUCACGUAUUGCCUCACUCCCCUGGUCGCAAAAGCAACUCCAGCCUUGGAUCAUGUCUCUGGCGUAUGGCUGCACAACCCCGAUCGGGCAGGCUAUUGGCCUUGCAACCCAUACACUAUACAGCCCCGAUUCAGAAGUUGGUCUCCUCGUUGUUGGAGUUAUGAAUGCCAUUUCAGCAGGGCUUUUAAUCUUCGCCUCGCUUGUGGAGUUGAUGUCGGAAGACUUCCUCAGCGACGAGAGCUGGCGCAUUCUUCGCGGAAAGAGAAGGGUGUAUGCCUGCAUUCUGGUGUUCUUGGGGGCUUUCUGCAUGAGCAUCGUUGGCGCUUGGGCCUAA
Penicillium paradoxum is the source of this 1689-nucleotide messenger RNA. It is a transcript of the gene zrfD, whose product is annotated as putative plasma membrane zinc ion transporter. The record is from RefSeq and is a predicted model, not a curated record. Gene Ontology annotation, molecular function: zinc ion transmembrane transporter activity. The coding region runs from base 1 to 1689 and encodes 562 amino acids. Gene Ontology annotation, biological process: zinc ion transmembrane transport. Gene Ontology annotation, cellular component: plasma membrane. The transcript is spliced from 4 exons. NCBI's taxonomy places the organism in Eukaryota, Fungi, Ascomycota, Eurotiomycetes, Eurotiales, Aspergillaceae.